AUGGAAAACAAUAAUAAGGAUGGCGAAGAAAUGGGGACCCGGUUUGACCAGACCGACAUGACGCGCAUGGGUAAAAUCCAGGAACUCAAGGGCCGGUUUAUUCUGGACGUACAUGUGGACCUUUGCUGGAUUCGGGCUGAUUAUUCUAACAAUGUCCGAAAUGGCCUCAAUGCAAGUGAAACUCUGAACUUACUUGAUAUCUCAAUCGGGUCCCCUACUUCUGGUGGUCAGUACCACUGGGUUUCCGAACUUGCAUCUUCCCACUAUCAACGUGUUUUGAGCUAUAUCACAGGCUGGAUGUCGGUGCUGGCAUGGCAGGCUGGCGCAGCGUCGGGCUCAUUCCUGACCGGCACGAUUAUACAAGGGUUAAUCAGUGUGAAAGACUCAACUAGUUGGAUGCCCCGUAUUCAAAACCUGCUAUUGGCAUUACACAUUCUUUGCUUUGUGAUAGUCAUAACCGUCCUGUGGGCAAUGGCUCCACAGCAACCUGCGCACGCCUUAUUCCUAGAAUUCAGCAAUACCGGUGGGUGGUCCAGUAUGGGAUUGGCCCUAAUGGUUGGUCAGACCUCUGCCAUUUAUGCCGGACUCAGCUCCGAUGCCACGGCCCAUAUGGCCGAGGAAGUUCGCGACGCCGGUAGAUAUGUGCCGAUCGCUAUCAUCUGGGGCUUCUUUACCAAUGGCGCCAUGGCUAUUGUCCUGGUAAUUACCUAUCUGUUCGCCAUGCCAUCCCUGGAAGAUGCCCUAGACGACCCAACCGGCUUCCCUUUUAUCUAUGUUUUCAAGAAUGCAGUUGGGACUGCGGGAGUGAAUGACCUCACGGCCAUCAUCCUCAUUCCUGUCAUUUUUAGCAACAUCCUCUUCAAUGCGUCAACAGCGCGCCAAACCUAUGCGUUCGCUCGUGACAAAGGCCUGCCGUUUGCCAAAUGGAUCUGCAAAGUCAAUCCGAAGCAGAAGCUCCCUGUGAACGCUAUCGGACUAUCCUGUGUCAUCAGUGGCCUCUUAGCCUUGAUUAACAUCGGCUCCGACACGGCUUUCCACGCCAUUAUCACCCUUAACGUGGCAGCACUCAUGUGGACAUAUGUGGUAUCAGUCGGUUGUUUACUAUAUCGCAGACUGUCCUGCCCAGAAACACUACCUCCACAACGGUGGAGCAUGGGGAAAUAUGGAAUCUGGGUGAACGCAGCAGCCCUGGUGUAUGUAGUAUUUGCUUUCUUCUCGCUUUGGCCCACCAGUACUCCAGUCACCCUCACCACUUUCAACUGGAGCGUGGUCAUUUUUUUAACCGUUUUUUUCAUCAGUGGGGUGAUGUACAUUAUCAAGGGACAAAAGGAAUAUGCCGAGCCGGUGAUAUCUGUCAGACGCGACGCAAUGCCACAGGCUCUGGUCAACCGACAUGGUAUUCGCCGAGAGAUUUAA
Aspergillus pseudotamarii is the source of this 1416-nucleotide messenger RNA. RefSeq names its product putative GABA permease. The coding region runs from base 1 to 1416 and encodes 471 amino acids. Gene Ontology annotation, molecular function: transmembrane transporter activity. NCBI's taxonomy places the organism in Eukaryota, Fungi, Ascomycota, Eurotiomycetes, Eurotiales, Aspergillaceae. The record is from RefSeq and is a predicted model, not a curated record. Gene Ontology annotation, biological process: transmembrane transport. Gene Ontology annotation, cellular component: membrane. The transcript has 4 exons.